AAAACAAAAUAGAGAAAUAGAGAGAGUGAGGUUAUGUGUGGGCGUUGUUCCCUAAAGGCUCCGCCUCCUUCCUAAACACACACCCAAGCAGAGUUGUUGUUUUUAAGUGAAUUGUUUGUUGAUUGUUGAUGAGAGAGUUGAAAUCCCUUUCUUCCUCUUCCAUGUUUGGUUGUGUCUUGUAGAGCUUUUGAGAGAGAGGCCAUGGUGAUACAAUAGAACAGAACAGAAUAGAAUAGAACUGCCAUUGCUUUGGAAUUGGAAUUGUAGCUGGGUUUUGGUAGGACGGAGGAGGAGGAGGAUUCGCUUGGUGCUGCUGCGGGGAUGAUGGCUCAACCAAGUACCCUUGAAUCGCUCAUCGAAUCCUUUGUUACCACAGAAAAGUCCCCUGCUGAACAGGCUAGGGCCCAGGCUUCUAGUGCAAAAGCAAUCUCUAAGAGGAUUUUACAUGGAGAACUUACAAUACAGAGCUUGGUUCUCACACUUGGAGCAUAUUUGACUACAACUGACAACAUAGUCAGACAUCGAGGUACUUUGCUUCUUUCAGACAUUCUUGCUGAUCUAUCAGGAAAGCGACUUGAGGACACAGCCAUAAAAAGUCUAACCAACUUCUACAGUGCAAGACUUGGUGACUGGCAUUGUUUGCAAGGUGCGGUCCUUGGUUCUCUUAGUCUGCUGAGAAGGAGAUCAAAUGCGGGAACCGUGGAGGUAGAGGAUGCAAGGGAGGUGGCUAAAUCUGCUCUAACGAAUCUUCACGUGCAGGCUCUAGCUCGAAAGGACCGCAUGCUCUGUUUGGAGCUAUUUGAAUGUCUAUUGGAGAAGCAUGCAGGUGCAGUUACCCCACUGAAAGACGAUCUCGUGUUUGGUGUUGUUGCGGCUGUUGAAGAAGAGAAAGACCCGAGAUGUUUAUUAUUAGCUUUCCGGAUCACACGACUGCUGGCUAAACUUUACCCAGAUCCCGAGGGGCCAGUCGCUUCUUGUGCAGAAGAGCUUUUUGAUGUUGUCAGCCGAUACUUUCCCAUUUCUUUCAAUCCCCGACCAGAUUCUCCGGAUGACAUCACAAGAGAGGAUCUGGCAAAUUCGCUCAAGGCGACCUUUGCUUGUACGCCAAUUUUCGCUCCAUAUUGCAUCCCCCUGCUCCUAGAAAAGCUUUCGUCUAGCCUCCGAAGGGCAAAGCUGGACGCUCUUAAUUACCUUGGUCACUGUGGACUCGCAUACGGAGCCAAAGCUUUGAAAGAAUAUACUGUUGCUGUUUGGGAUGCUUUGAAAGCAGAACUUCUUCCGCCAUCGAUGCCAUCAGAAGAACCUCAAGAUGUGGAGAUUGUUAAAGAAGCUUUAAGUUGCUUAAGAAGUUGGGUGUUGGCUUCCCAAAUUGAAAAUGAUUCCUCCCUUCUUUCCAUGAGAGAUUCUGGAAUUAUGAAGGCAGGAGAUUUCUUGCAGUUGAUUCUACAAGACGGGCUUGUGGAGGACCUCGUUACAUGUUUGAAGAAUGACACUGUGAGUCGAGGACACACACAGUCUCUCAUGAAGGAUCGUGCUAUACAGCAAGCUGAAGGAGCUGGUCACAUUCUUGCAGAAUCAGCUCAAGCUUCCCCAUCUUCAUGUUUUGUAGUCUGCAGGCAAGUGCUUAAUCGUCUCAUGACUGCUACUGGAUUGUCCAUAGUGUCCAAUGCGACUCCUGAAAUAGUUGCUGCUGCUGCAUCAGAAGCACAAGCGGGUACAAAUCCAAAUCUGGAUAAUUUCAAGAGUGUUAUUGGAUUGGGAGUCGUGCUUCAAAUAGUCAUUGCUGCUAGAAACUUGGCGGAAAAGUGUUUUCAGGAGCGUGGUCAGUCAUUAGCAAUGACUCCAAAAGAGUGGCUGGACCCACUACAAGAGCAAGCUGAAAAUCUCUUAACUGCAUUUCAUAAAGCCAUUACCGACGAACUAUCAAGAGACUCAGCAGUGCUUGGAGUUUCGGGAUUGCAAGCUCUGGCGUCGUUCCCUGCGUCUCUUUCUCCAGUGUCUAGUGACCAGUUGAGAAGGAUCCUGUUGAUCUUCAAAGAUCUUUUGAUUGGCGACAUCAAUCAAGAAUUGUUGGAUAUUGUUCUUAUAGCUUUAGAGAAUAUCAAUAACGUGGAGGAGCGGUCAGGAGCAGUGGAUGAAGGGAAUGUUGGAGUAUUGACGGUUGUUGUUCCAGACUUGUUGGGAGCAGUUCGAGAAGCCAAGUCAGGUACUGAAGUGGGAAAACCACUCAGGGUACUUGCAAAAAUCUGUGGGUCAAGAUCAGGCGCUCGUCCAUUGGUGAUUAAGAACCUCACUGAAAGUAUCCAUCUCGGCAUCUCGCGGGCUAAUGUGAGGGAAGAUGUAGACGACGUUUCCACCAAGCUGGUGGGUGUCUUGCGAUGCAUUUCAGAAGAUAUACUUCCUUGGUGCGAUGAUUUAAGCGCAAAUCAGUCUGUUAUGACGGAACUAACCACGGAGAUUUGGGCAGUCGUAUCUACCCAAGCCUUUAGGUGUAAUCAAAGUGUCCUAGAAUGGAGUUCGAAAGUUAUGCGUGUAGCAGUUGUGAAGUUUGAUGCUUCAGCACAAAGUAGAAUUCUUCAACAUGGAGCACAGCUUUUAUUUGACACGACUCGACAUCAUGAAGAGGAAAUGGAUUGGACCAUUGCUCUAGUUGCUUCAGUAAUCGUUUCAGUAAGGGCUACUGCAGUAGUUCCUAACAAGCAGUCACUUUUAACUAUGAUGAUGCGUGCUGCCCAAUCUGACAAGGCUUUCCUUAUCACUGAGACAGCUGCUCAGGCCGUAGCAUCGAUGUUAAACAAGUGGGCUGUAUCUACAGAUGAGGAUGGUGGUUUUACCCUGGAGAAAGCUGUCCAUAUGGUAUUGGAUGAGGACUUUUUAUCUCAGAUUGUACCCAAGUCCAGACUGGAGAGUUCGGCAGAAAUUGAUAAAGGGAAAGAUUUUCCUUGUAAAUCUGUCCGCCAAAAGGUUUCAGGAGUCCGUGCAGCUGCAUGGAUUGGAAAAGGUUUAGCCAUGAGAGGUCAUAGUGGAGUUUCUGUUGUGGCUUCUGUGCUACUGAAGCUAUUGUUGUCAGGAACCUCCGAGGAAGGAGAAGAAUCCAGCUUAGCGACGGCUGCAGCUGAGGGUCUUGGGAUUAUCUUAAAAGAAUCAGAUGUUUGCUUAAAUAAAACACAUCAUGCUGUCGUUCGGCCAUUGUUCAAGCAGCGUUUCUUUAGCAGCAUGUUAUUACCGCUUUUAGAGGCUGUGCGUUCAUCGAGUGAAACCCAAACAAAGUUGUGGCUGUAUAGAGGGAUAGGGCACCUAAUAUCUGGCACUCCUCAUGUUGCAUUGCUGGCUGACGGAGCAAAGGUUUUUCCUGUUAUUUUGGGAACUCUUUCAUUCUUGUGCUCAGAUCGAAGCGACUCGGAUAUCUUACUUUCUACUUUGCUGGCACUCUCUUCAUUUCUUGUAGACGAAAAUCAAGGGAGACCAGUAGUGGGGGAGCAUGUAUCCAGCAUUGUGAAGCGAUUGCUAAUCUUGAUUCAGUACCAGCACUCGGUUAUUGUUCGAGAAACAGCUCUUCAAUGCUUGGGAGCUGUAGUUGGUCUGCCUUAUAAUCGAGUGUACCCCUUGCGGAGAGAGGUACUCAAAGCGUUGUCAGCUGCUUUGGAUGAUAAAAAGCGAGUUGUUCGCAAGGAAGCUGUGCGAUGCCGCCAAGCCUGGACUAUGAUUUCGACCAAGAAAACAUAGACCAAGUCUGGGUUUCACCUGUCAAGAGCUUCCAGCAGCUUGGACGUCUGCAAGACAAUUUCUGCGUUUUGAAAAAAGUUGUUCUUAACUGUAAGAGAGGAUAUGUUCUUUCAGGACUUACUGGAUGAACUAACUUCCUCAGACUCACUGUACAGAAUACAGCAGCAACUCUAUAUGCAACGACUUCCUCUCGCUAGUUUGUAAGCUGGUAGGAGCACUUUGAGCUCUCUUAUGGAUGUAACGACCCAGAGCUUGACAGGUUGAUGUACAUUAACGAAGCCUUGAAGUUUCAGGAGCUGAAUGAAACUCAUUGCUCUUUUACAAAACCGUCCCAGAAUGACGAGUUUCACCAGGCAUGCAGAAAAAACCAGAGUUGUGGUUCAUCAAUACCAGAAAAAACCCAUUUUUUUAGUUGCCAAGGUAUAAUCGUUGCAUUUUGAGAGCAUUUGUGACCAUCAAUUUCAAUUUAUGGUCCUUGCAUCAUCCUUCACCACACAAA
Messenger RNA from Physcomitrium patens, 4225 nucleotides. RefSeq names its product MMS19 nucleotide excision repair protein homolog. Gene Ontology annotation, cellular component: cytosolic [4Fe-4S] assembly targeting complex. NCBI's taxonomy places the organism in Eukaryota, Viridiplantae, Streptophyta, Bryopsida, Funariales, Funariaceae. The record is from RefSeq and is a predicted model, not a curated record.